Messenger RNA from Cephus cinctus (wheat stem sawfly), 1908 nucleotides. RefSeq names its product protein RRNAD1. The transcript has 7 exons. Bases 423 to 1811 code for a protein of 462 amino acids. The record is from RefSeq and is a predicted model, not a curated record. NCBI's taxonomy places the organism in Eukaryota, Metazoa, Arthropoda, Insecta, Hymenoptera, Cephidae.
GUUACUAUGGCGACUACAGACGUUCACGAGUGCGCCUGCGGCGUCUGUCGGGGAUCCCGUGUAGCUUUGCAACAAAUCUUGCGACUUCUGGACGUGUACGGAUGGCUGCUGGAUUCCUACGUAGUGGUCGCUUUUGGUGCGUGAGAGUCUCGGGACGCCGACACGACGGCUUGGCGCUCGCGGGAAAUUACGAGCGCUCAAAGCGUUCAGAAUGUCCAGAGUUCGUCUGAGUACAUUCUGAGCGAAAUAGGAAAGGAGUCUGAGUACUGAUGAGUGUGAUGACACUCCGACCGGAUCGUGUAAACUGCUCUAGAAUCUUCUCUGGAUAACUUCAUUUCAUCAGAUUUCUCUUGGAUCUUUUUUUUCAGGAUUUCUUUCAAGAAAAUUUAUGGGAUAAACUACCGAUAGAAUGGCGUCACAUUAUGGAAGUCGUAACCCCGGAAGAAUUGGGAUCAUGGUUACUGGGAGAAUCUCAGAGCAAACGCUCGUGGCCGCUGACUUUGCUGGCGUUACGGAAAUGUAUAUGGAGUUUUGGAAUUAACAGAGAUCAUGUCAAUCCCAAAAUUAUUCAGUGUCGUAAUGGACUGAACCUGCGCAAGGUCGUAAAUCCUGAUCGUAUUUCCAUGGAAAAGAACGAGAGCAAUACUCGAUCGAGCAAUGGCUGCAACAGUCGUGAGACGCUUUUAAAAUUGCAAAAUCAUUUUACGAAGCACGUCAAGAUGAAGAAACGUCACGAGAUCGAAAAGAUUGCUCAGAUUGCCACCGAUUGCGCAUCUGCUGCGGAUUCUGAACGUAUUGUCGACGUGGGCGCCGGGAUGGGACACUUGGCACGAGUUCUGGCCUACAAAUAUGGAUUGUGUGUUCUUUGCAUAGAACAGCAAGAGUCGCUUUCUCGGAGAGCGAGAGAAUGCGAUGGGGAAUUUUUCAUCACUGUACGCAAAUCGUUGCCUGAUUUUAAAGGAAAGAAACCUGAACACGUUACACUCGAAGUAAAUACGUCGAGCGACACGAGAACGAAGUUACCUGAUUGUAUCAAUGAAAUAUUUAAUAAUCGCUUUAAUGUUAAAGCAGACAGACAAGGUUUUGGUUUUAUAGGUCUCCACCCUUGCGGUGAUUUAGCAGCUACUUUGUUAAGAUUAUAUUCGGAGCAGGAGAAUAUCAAAUUUAUUUGUAUCGUCGGCUGUUGUUAUAUGAAACUUACACUUGAGGAAACCGAAGAAAAGCCAAGAGGAUAUCCGCUUAGCAGGUAUCUUUCGCAAUUGAAAAAUAAUAGUCUAUCGUAUACUGCCUUGGAAGUGGGUUGCCACGCUAUUGAGAGUUACUGCGAUAAAUUGAAGACGGGCAAAAUCGAGGAUUUAAUAGUUCAUGCAUAUAGAGCGGCAUUGGAGAGUAUAUUAGUUGCAAAGAACGAGAAAUUGCGACACGCUCAUCUAAAAAGUGUAAAAGUGACCAGAGGCAUUACUUUUGAAUGGUUGGUAUUAUCAUUAUUUGGAUAUUCUUGUUGCUGUGAUUAUUUUUCAAGAGCGAUGUAUAUUUUUAGCUAUUGCAAGAUGGCUACUGCAAAUUUACCAUCAGAAUAUCAACCGAAUGAUUCGGACUUCAAGAAACCGUGCGUUACAGAAUUUUUAAAAUCUUGGUGGAGAGCCGUCGCCUUUAGUUCUCUACGAUUUAUGUUGGCACCCUUAGUGGAAACUGUUGUUUUACUCGAUAGAUUUUUAUUUCUUUCCGAAAAGAAUUUAGCACCCACGCUUACGCCAAUAUUUGAUCCACGAUUAUCUCCAAGAAAUUUUGUACUGACAUCAAUUAAAUGAGAAGAUAUAUUUUGAAAUCAAUUGAAUAUAGUAUUAAAAUUUGAUUUAAGAUCCUGAACAUAAGUUGUGUUUCGUUGAAAUAAAAUCAUACCGUUUC